GAAAGACAUGACAGGUUGUGAGGCGGAAGUAAAGAAUGAAAUAUUAAAGGCUACAAUUUUUGUUGUCGAAAUAUAAAACCUUCAGAAAACAAUGUUUUGAGGCAUUACGUACAUAGAUCUGUUGAAAAAAUAGAGUUGCUAAUAUUUAUAGGUAGCUAAUUAAUUGUUGGCGGUAACGUUAACUGCAGUUGGUCGGUUUAUGAGCAGAAACCCCGCUUUCAUUCAUUGCACGAUGACAGGCUUUCUCUCUACCCAAUGUUAUUCGUCGUUGGGUAAACUAAAACUACUGAGGAAUCAACCUGCCCUAUCAGUCCUAACUACAUCUCAGCGUAAAUACAUUAGUAAGGAUGCAGCUGGGAUUGAGUUUUUGCAAAAAAGUGUCGUCCCAACCAUGCACUAUCAGAAGAGUUUACCAAGGUUACCAGUCCCAAAACUGGAGGACACAAUACGGAGAUACCUGGCAGCCCAAAGACCCCUGCUGAAUGAUGAACAUUACAGAAAUACAGAGAAAGUGGCACAUGAUUUCCAGAGUGACUUAGGAAAACAAUUACAUGAAGAACUUGUGGCCUUAGACAAACAAAACAAGCACACCAGCUAUAUAUCAGCACCAUGGUUUGACAUGUACUUGUCUGCCAGGGAGUCUGUUGUGCUUAACUUCAACCCCUUCAUGUCCUUUAACCCUGACCCCAAACCUGAGUACAAUGACCAGCUUGUGCGGGCAACCAACAUGGUUUGCUCAGCCGUGCGCUUUAUGAAGACCCUGCGGGGUGGUCUGCUUGAGCCAGAGGUGUUUCAUUUGAACCCCGCUAAGAGUGACACCGAUAGUUUCAAGAGGUUCAUCCGAUGGGUGCCCUCCUCCAUCUCAUGGUUUGGAGCAUACAUGGUGAAUGCAUAUCCUCUGGAUAUGUCCCAGUACUUCCGUCUCUUCAACUCCACACGAAUACCCAAGCAGAAGCGAGACGAGCUCUUCACAGAUGAUAAAGGCCGCCACUUGCUUGUGAUAAAACGAGGCAAUCUGUAUGUAUUUGAUGCACUGGAUCGGGAUGGUAACCUGACGAAACCCUCUGAGAUUCAAGCUCACCUGAAGUACAUACUAACAGACUCUACCCCAGCUACGUCAUUCCCCUUGGGUGUUCUGACCAGCGAGAACAGAGAUACAUGGGCAGGUUUAAGACAAAAGCUACUGGAUGCUGGAAAUGGUGAAGCCUUGCGAUUAGUAGACAGUGCUUUGUUUUGCCUCUGCCUGGAUGAGGAGAUAAUGAAAGAUCACAUUCACAUCUCCCACAACAUGCUGCAUGGAGAUGGCUGCAACCGCUGGUAUGACAAGUCCUUUAGUAUCAUCUUGGCUAAGGAUGGGCAAGCGGCCAUCAAUUUUGAGCACUCCUGGGGUGACGGCGUAGCCGUCCUCCGUUUCCAGAAUGAGGUCUUUAAGGACACCACUGAGAAGCCUCUGGUUGGCCCCAGCUCCCAGCCAGCAUCCGUGGACUCAGCCUCUGCUGUUCGAAGACUGGAUUUCAAACUAAAUGAAGAGUUAAAAGCAGGGAUCAUAAAAGCUAAGGAGAACUUUAAUUCUGCUGUAUCAAAGCUCACCAUCGAUGCCAUGGAGUUCAAGAAGGGUGGAAAGGAGCAACUUAAGAAAAAGAAGCUUAGCCCAGAUGCAAUUUCCCAGCUGGCUUUCCAGAUGGGCUUCUUACGGCAGUACGGGCAAACCGUUGCCACAUACGAGUCCUGUAGCACUGCAGCCUUUAAACACGGUCGCACAGAAACCAUCCGUCCUGCUAGCAUUCACACAAAACGUUGUGCCAAGGCUUUCGUGCAGGAGCCAGGAAAACACACAGUUGAUCAGUUACAGGGGCUGCUCCACGAAUGCUCUAAAUACCACGGCCAGCUCACCAAAGAAGCAGCCAUGGGUGUAGGAUUUGAUCGCCAUCUUUUUGCUAUGCGCUACCUGGCUAAUUCUAAAGGAAUGGCACUGCCCGGUCUGUACCUGGAUCCAGCAUAUGCUGCCAUAAACCACAACAUCCUGUCCACCAGUACCCUCACCAGCCCUGCAGUCAGUCUAGGUGGGUUUGCUCCUGUAGUGCCUGAUGGUUUUGGAGUGGGUUACGGUGUCCACGAUGAAUGGAUUGGGUGCAAUGUGUCCAGCUACCCUUCCAGGAAUGUUCAUGAAUUUCUUAAGUGUGUUCACAAGUCAUUGGAGGACAUUUUUACAGUCCUUGAUGGAAAACCCAUUCAUUAGUAAAAAGCACUUAUUCUCUUGAAGUGAAUUAAACCAUUGGGCAUUAGGAUUGGCCUGGAUUCAUAAUAUCCGUUUGUUGUAUUUGAUAUGGAUCUGCAAGCUACUUAUGACACAAUUGUUCUGUUAGGAUAACUAUCAGUGAUUGUCCUAUAAAUCUUUUUGUGUUAAUAAGUUGUUGAUCUAUAAGCAAUAAACAUAUUUAUUAGUAACAAUCAUCUAAAUAUUUGUGGCACGCAAAUAUUAAACAGGCCAUUUUUGAUGUUGGGAUUAUUUUGUAAUAUACUACUUUUGAUGAAAAUUUUUUUCUCCAAAUACAGGAGAGUAGUUAAUAUUCAUUGUAACAUAUGCACAAGUAAACCACAGAUUUUAGGAAAAUUAAGUUGUUGAACAACUGUGAAAUGUGAGGCUUCUUUCUGUACCGUAUCUGAGAAUGUAAAGGAACAGACAAGAUAACGGCUACUUUACAAAACAAAAUGGUGAACACUGCUGUGAACUGCAAAGCAUAAUAAAGAAUUUCAUGAAACAGCU
Triplophysa dalaica is the source of this 2767-nucleotide messenger RNA. It is a transcript of the gene cpt2, whose product is annotated as carnitine palmitoyltransferase 2. Gene Ontology annotation, biological process: fatty acid beta-oxidation. The transcript has 6 exons. The record is from RefSeq and is a predicted model, not a curated record. The coding region runs from base 200 to 2239 and encodes 679 amino acids. NCBI's taxonomy places the organism in Eukaryota, Metazoa, Chordata, Actinopteri, Cypriniformes, Nemacheilidae. Gene Ontology annotation, molecular function: carnitine O-palmitoyltransferase activity. Gene Ontology annotation, cellular component: mitochondrion.